GUGACAGCGGUUGUUCAGGAAAACCUACAAUGGCGUUCAACUCCACAGUGAGCGAAGGAGGUGCAAGCUACGUUGACGAUGGUGUGGUAUAUCUUUGUGAGGAUUUAUUUAACUUUGAUACCAUCAGUGGUGCCUUCUUCAUUUUGAUCUUCAUCCUCAGUGUCACAGGCAACUGUCUCCUCUUGUGUGUUCUUGUCAUGUACGAGAACCUGAGAGCUGUCACAAAUCUCUUCGUCCUGAACCUGGCCUGCUCCGAUUUGAUCUUCACUGUCACACUUCCAUUCCAUGCCGUCCAUCUGCUGUACCACUGGGUCUUUGGGGAAGUUGCUUGCAAAAUUCUAACUGCUUUUUACAUCAUAGGUUUGUACAGCAGCAUCCUUGUACUGACUGCAAUGACUGUCGAUCGUUUCAUAACAGUGGUGCUGCACAAGUGGCCAAGCAACCGUGUAAGGAGGCAGAGGUGUGCGGUGGUUGCCUGUGCAGCCGCCUGGGUCAUCAGCAUUGCUGCAUCUGUGAGUGAUGCCAUCAAAGUAAAGGUGGUAAUGUUCUGGGAUGAUCUUUACAUGUGUAAAGACACCUCUGGUAGCUCUGAUGUCAAGCUGGGAUAUUAUCUCCAAGUGUCCCUGCUCUUCUUCCUUCCAUUCGCCAUCAUUGUUUUCUGCUAUUCUGCCAUCCUCAAGACAGUUUUGCACGCUUCAAACAGAAAACGGAACAGGACUUUAGUGGUGGUGUUGUGUAUUGUUGCAGCCUUCUUCAUAUGCUGGGGACCCUAUCAUAUUGUGCUUUUCAUCGAGUCUUUGUAUGAACCCAAAGGCUGCAAAGCAAAGGAACACCUGGACAAUGCCUAUCAUAUUUGUCGUAUACUUGCAUUCUCUCACUGCUGUAUGAACCCUCUGCUGUAUAUGCUCUCACAAAAGUUGCGAAGACAUCUUUUAGAUCUUUUAUGCUGGAUGACGGCCAGGAGAAGACACAGGGAGAGAGGCACUGGCUCUUCUGUUGUUCAGAAUGUAGCUUUUGUAGCACAAAACUCAGCUGUUAUGUUGGAAUCAAACUCCAAUAAACACUGAAAUGCAACAUCUGUAAAUGCUUUUAUGUAAUAUAAUUGUAUAUAUUGAAUUCUACCUAUGAUUUGCAAUUUGUUUUAAUGCAACUCUUUUAUAAAUGUGCCAUGUAAAUGAUAAAUAUGUGUUUUAAAAAAAAAUCUAAAGCAUGUCACUGUGUAUGAUCAUGUCUACGCUGGUUCUGUAAUAGGGGGAAUCUAGUCUGGCUGAUUUCACUUCUGUUUUCCACCUAAUGCAGUGACACAACACAAUAGCCCAGUGAGCAAAAAGUAGUCCAGAUCACGUCUAAAAGACGUAAUUUCGGGACAUCCAGAAGACGUCUUCAGGGGAGCCAGAAUGAAAGUUUUUUAUACGUCUUUUCUGGACGUUGUUAGGACAUUCCCUUCUGGACAUCCAGAAGACGUCUUCAGGGGAGCCAGAAUGAAAGUUUUUUAUACGUCUUUUCUGGACGUUGUCAGGACGUUUCCUUCUGGACGUCAGAAGACGUCUUCAGGGGAGCCAGAAUGAAAGUUUUUUAUACGUCUUUUCUGGACGUUGUUAGGACGUUUCCUUCUGGAAGUCAGAAGACGUCUUCAGGGGAGCCAGAAUAAAAGUCUUUUAUACGUCUUUUCUGGACGUUGUUAGGACGUUUCCUUCUGGAAGUCAGAAGACGUCUUCAGGGGAGCCAGAAUAAAAGUCUUUUAUACGUCUUUUCUGGACGUUGUUAGGACGUUUCAUUUCUGGACGUCAGAAGACGUCUUCUUGGGAGCCAGAAAGAGAGUUUUUAUA
Messenger RNA from Epinephelus fuscoguttatus (brown-marbled grouper), 1829 nucleotides. RefSeq names its product chemokine XC receptor 1-like. Gene Ontology annotation, biological process: G protein-coupled receptor signaling pathway; immune response; chemotaxis. The record is from RefSeq and is a predicted model, not a curated record. Lineage: Eukaryota; Metazoa; Chordata; Actinopteri; Perciformes; Serranidae. Bases 30 to 1067 code for a protein of 345 amino acids. The transcript has 2 exons. Gene Ontology annotation, cellular component: membrane. Gene Ontology annotation, molecular function: chemokine receptor activity.